This is a messenger RNA of Bufo bufo (common toad), 3540 nucleotides long. RefSeq names its product ER degradation enhancing alpha-mannosidase like protein 3 (gene EDEM3). The record is from RefSeq and is a predicted model, not a curated record. Gene Ontology annotation, molecular function: calcium ion binding; mannosyl-oligosaccharide 1,2-alpha-mannosidase activity. Gene Ontology annotation, biological process: carbohydrate metabolic process; endoplasmic reticulum mannose trimming; mannose trimming involved in glycoprotein ERAD pathway. The transcript has 20 exons. Gene Ontology annotation, cellular component: membrane; endoplasmic reticulum. The coding region runs from base 166 to 2898 and encodes 910 amino acids. Lineage: Eukaryota; Metazoa; Chordata; Amphibia; Anura; Bufonidae.
CUCGUCAUCCAGCUGCUGAAAGCCGGAACCAGCCAGUGAGUGUGACAAGUGGGGUCGGCAAGGAGCCGCCAGUACCAGGCCGCACAGCCCAGCAGCGUCCUCUUCGGGGUGGGAUGUGUAGACACAGGGCCUAGCGUCCUCCGCUGCCUGCUCCUGUGUUCAGCUAUGGGCUGUUUAGCGGAGAAGCCCCGGUUCCGGGGGGUCAUGUGGAGACAGCUGUUUGUUUACCUGGCCUUCCUGGGAGCAGGACAUGCUGCCAUGACCAAGGAGGAGAAGUCACAGCUCAGGGUACAAGUGCUAGAAAUGUUUGAUCAUGCGUAUGGCAAUUACAUGCAACAUGCAUAUCCUGCUGAUGAACUUAUGCCUUUGACCUGUCGUGGUAGAAUACGUGGCCAGGAGCCAAGCAGAGGAGAUGUAGACGAUGCUUUGGGGAAAUUUUCUUUAACACUAAUUGAUACACUGGAUACAUUGGUGGUGCUGAACAGAACUCAGGAAUUUGAAGAUGCUGUUAGAAAAGUAAUAAAUGAUGUCAACUUGGACAAUGACAUUGUGGUUUCUGUGUUUGAGACAAACAUUCGAGUUUUGGGGGGACUGCUUGGGGGACACUCAGUUGCUAUCAUGCUAAAAGAAAAUGGCGAACGGAUGUUAUGGUACAAUGACGAGCUGUUACAUAUGGCUAAAGAGCUUGGCUACAAACUUCUUCCAGCUUUCAACACUACAAGUGGCCUUCCUUAUCCCAGAGUCAAUCUGAAGUUUGGAGUCAGAAGGCCUGAGGCUCGUACAGGUACGGAGACUGACACAUGUACAGCCUGUGCUGGGACCCUCAUCCUAGAGUUUGCUGCACUCAGCCGUUUUACUGGAAUAUCCAUAUUUGAGGAACAUGCACGAAAGGCCCUAGAUUUUAUCUGGGAGAAGAGGCAGCGCAGUAGUAACUUGGUGGGUGUAACAAUCAAUAUUCACACAGGAGACUGGGUGCGGAAAGACAGUGGUGUUGGUGCAGGAAUAGAUUCUUACUACGAAUAUUUGCUGAAGGCCUACGUGCUACUUGGUGAUGACAGUUAUUUGGAAAGAUUUAAUACACAUUAUGAUGCCAUUAUGCGGUAUAUAAGUCAGCCACCACUUCUACUUGAUGUUCACAUACAUAAACCGAUGCUUACAGCUCGAACAUGGAUGGAUUCCCUACUUGCAUUUUUCCCUGGUCUUCAGGUCUUGAAAGGAGACAUAAGGCCUGCUAUAGAAACCCAUGAAAUGUUAUAUCAAGUCCUAAAAAAGCAUAAUUUCCUACCAGAGGCCUUCACAACGGAUUUCAGAGUACACUGGGCCCAGCAUCCAUUAAGACCAGAGUUUGCAGAGAGCACCUACUUCUUGUAUAAGGCAACUGGUGAUCCCUAUUACCUAGAAGUGGGAAAAACAAUCAUUGAAAAUUUGAACAAAUAUGCACGUGUCCCAUGUGGAUUUGCAGCUGUUAAAGAUGUGCGAACUGGAAGUCAUGAAGACAGGAUGGACUCCUUUUUCCUGGCAGAGAUGUUUAAAUACUUGUACUUGCUAUUUUCUGAGAGGGAAGACCUUAUCUUUGAUAUUGAGGAUUACAUUUUUACUACAGAAGCUCAUCUUUUACCACUUUGGUUAUCAACAGCAAAUCACACACAAGUGCGGAAAUACAAGACUACCCAGUACACAGAGCUUGAUGACAGCAACUUUGAUUGGUCCUGUCCAAAUACACAAAUUCUCUUCCGCAAUGACCCCUUGUAUGCUCAGAGUAUCAGGGAACCCUUUAAAAAUGUGGUUGAUAAGAAUUGUCCUCGUAGUACUUCAAGAAUAGAUGAGCUCUCUAGCAAUGGAAACCGACCACCAUUACGUGCUAGGGAUUUUAUGGCAAGUAAUCAAGAACAUUUGGAUAUCCUAAAAAAGAUGGGUGUGAGCCUGAUUCAUCUAAAAGAUGGAAGAGUUCAGCUUGUCCAACAUGCCAAUCAAGCUGCAAGCUCUAUAGAUGCAGAAGAUGGUUUACGUUUUAUGCAAGAGAUGAUUGAACUUUCCAGCCAGCAACAGAAGGAACAGCAGCUUCCUCCACGGGCAGUACAGAUAGUGUCUCAUCCUUUUUACGGGAGAGUGGUAUUGACUGCAGGGCCGGCGCAGUUUGGAAUGGAUCUAUCAAAGAAUGUUGCAGGGUGUCGUGGAUUUGUAGCCAAAACUGAGCCUUAUAGUGGCUGCUCAGAGAUUACUAAUUCUGGAGUAAUUAAAGGGAGAAUUGCACUGAUGCAACGGGGCCAGUGCAUGUUUGCUGAGAAGGCUAGGAAUGUGCAGAAGGCUGGUGCAAUUGGAGGUAUUGUUAUAGAUGACAAUGAAGUCAGCAGCAGUGAUACAGCUCCACUUUUCCAAAUGGCAGGCGAUGGGAAAAACACAGAUGACGUAGUUAUCCCCAUGUUGUUUUUAUUCAGCAAGGAAGGAAAUAUAAUACUUGAUGCCAUUCGUGAAUACCAAGAAGUGGAGGUUCUUCUCUCUGACAAAGCCAAAGACAGAGAUUUGGAAGGUGAAAGUGGAGAGCAGAGAUCUUUAGAAAAUGACUCGCAAAAACAGAUUCCGAAAGAACAAGCGAUACCUCAGGAGGAGUUGGUGAACACAAAGGACUCUGAAGGUGAUUUCUCACCAGCGUCUCAAUUUCAUACUCUCCAUUCCUCGGAUAGAGACCAUUCUCAUAAUCCUAAAGAUGGAGACUUCUCACUGGAAGUUGAGCAGUCCCACAUUGAAGAUAGCCUGAAUUCUGUAGAGAAGUCACAGACUCCAGCAGAAUCAAAGAAUAAGAGGUGGGACAGUAAAGGUCGGCCAAUAGAGUCUAUAUUGGCAGAUUGGAAAGAAGAUAUUGAGGCAUUUGAAAUGAUGGAAAAGGAUGAACUAUGACCAAAAAUAUUUCUCAGAACUCCUAUGUACAUUAUGGAAAGUUUAUUACUUGCCUUCCCUAAGGGAAAGAGCUCAUUGUUAACAAGUAAUGUGAAGGAGGAUACUUGGCAUUGUCUUUAUGUAGAUUUUUCAGUGGAUGCACCGUUUCCAAAGCAUGUCCAUUUCAAAUGUUGUGAUGGAUCCUGUGACUCUUCAGCUCAAAAACAAUUAUAACCGUAAAGAUGAGAUUUUAUAUUUUUUAUGAUGAUCUACAAAGGGCUUUGUUUCAGUAAGAAAGCAAUUGCCUGUACUGAUUAAGAACAAUCUAAAUUCCCUUCACUACAAUUAAAAAAUAUGGGGUAGGUUCUGUGGUUAGACUUAUUUAUUGACAAUUUUUGUGUAAGAAUUUCACAGCCACUUUAAAGCUCUCUUCAGGUUUUAUUAUUAGAUAUGGACAUGCAUAUUUAGUACUCAGUGGUUUUAGUCUUGGCUAUUACUCAGUAAGCAGUCUUUGGACAACCAUGCAAUAACAUAAGUAGCUGUAAUAGAUGUAGAAAAUAUAGGGACCAGUAUUUUUCAGAAUCUCCUUUUAGUAGGUCAUCCAUGUAUCAUCUGUAGUACAUUAGCCAUGGGUCACCUGGUAAUUAAAAUCCAUGUUCUUUA